Molecule: messenger RNA, 925 nt
Organism: Mycena citricolor
Lineage: Eukaryota; Fungi; Basidiomycota; Agaricomycetes; Agaricales; Mycenaceae
Source: the annotation of a GenBank genome assembly
GCCGCUCUUCGCCAGAAGCGCCAAUAAGGCUCCUCUUGUAUUGAACCCAAUUCGGCUCCGUGACGGGUGGACGGACCCCAGCAGGUACUUAAAGCCGACGACGAGCCACCACCUGCCUUCCUCCGCUCGCUAUUACCCCCGAAUCACUCGCCCGAUGCAACUUCCCUUGGUUACAUACCUUUCAGCCCUCUGGCUUCUACCUAUCGCUGUGUCUGCCACGCCGAGGAUGGGCACCACCCAGAUUGUGCUUGACGAUGUCGUGGCGCUACCUGGGGACGACUCCUCUACUAUGAAGACGAUGCCAGAGACGACUGGUCUGCGCACGACCGCCGCCUGGGGAUGGGAGGACUGCGGUACGCGUUCGCAUCUCUCGCGUCUCAAAUGCUCAUCGCCGCCUCCUUCCGUGCCUAUCUUUUCACCGAAUCACGCAUGCUGUCUAUGAACGCAGGGUCGCCUUCGGAUGGCAUCAUCGUCAAAUCCCUGACCGUCUCGCCUGAUCCCCCAGUCCCCGGUCAAGAUCUCGUCGUGAAGGCUACAGGUGUUGCGAACUACGAUAUCGAGGACGGCGCGUGGGCGGAUGUGGUCGUAAAACUCGGUCUAGUCAAGCUGCUGCAUCGAAGGUUCGACGUAUGCGAGGAAGCUCGCAACGCAAACGCGUCCAUCCAGUGUCCCAUCAAAGAAGGGACCCAUGAGGUGACACAGGUCGUUGCACUGCCGAAGGAGAUUCCACGCGCUAAAUUCACUGUCGACGUCAACGGGUAUACUGCAGACGAUGAUGAUCUGCUCUGUGUCAAGCUGAAGGUCGAUUUCCUGCCCAACAGACGUUGGUUUGGACUGCUUUGAAUCGUUGCACACGUAGUUUGUUAAAACCCGUCCGAUGUAUGCACUUCAAUGCAAUCAGAGUUCCUUGUCCAAGUCGAACGUA